Molecule: messenger RNA, 1479 nt
Organism: Spodoptera littoralis (African cotton leafworm)
Lineage: Eukaryota; Metazoa; Arthropoda; Insecta; Lepidoptera; Noctuidae
Source: the annotation of a GenBank genome assembly
AUGGCAGACUCAGAUGUAGUGGACUUGGAUUUAACUAUUGAUAAUUUAGUUCCGAAGAGUCCCGAAAGGGUGGCUGAAGAAAAGAAAGAAAGUGGUAACCAUUUGUACAAAUUCAAAAAUUACAAGGGUGCCUUGACUAUGUAUGAUGAAGCUAUUCAGCUUUGCCCUGAAAAUGCAGCAUACUAUGGCAACAGAUCCGCAUGCUACAUGAUGUUGGGAAUGUACAAGAAAGCUCUUGAAGAUGCACAGAAAGCUGUUUCUUUGGAUUCUACAUUCACAAAGGGAUACAUCCGCAUGGCUAAAUGCUGUAUUGCACUGGGUGACCUGUCGGGUGGUGAACAGGCGGUGCGACGUGCAAGUGAGCUCGGAGGCGCGGAUUGCGCGGCGAGCGAGAGACGUGCUCUAGAAACAUUACGAAAGCUGCACGAGGAUGCUCAGCGCGCAAUGGAAACCAACGACUAUCGCCGCGUUGUAUUCUGCAUGGACCGAUGCCUCGACUACAGUCCCUCUUGCACUAAGGCGAAACUCACAAAAGCAGAAUGCUUAGCUAUGCUUGGAAGGUGUCAAGAGGCUCAGGAAAUUGCUAAUGAUUCAUUAAGGUUUGACAGUUUUGACACUGAGGCUAUAUAUGUGCGUGGAUUGUGCCUGUAUUUUGAGGAUAAAGAUGAACAAGCAUUUAAACAUUUCCAACAAGUUUUACGACUUGCUCCUGAUCAUAAGAAAGCUAUGGAAACUUAUAAAAAGGCUAAAUUGCUCAAACAAAAGAAGGAAGAAGGUAAUGAAGCAUUCAAAAUGGGUAGGUGGCAGCAAGCUCUGAGCCUCUAUAAUGAAGCUUUGACUAUUGACAAGAACAAUAAGAUUGUAAAUGCUAAACUGUACUUCAACAAGGCAACAGUGUGUGCUAAACUGAACCAAAUCAAGGAAGCUGCGGAAGCUUGCACUGCUGCCCUCGAACUAGACGAAAACUACGUGAAGGCGUUACUUCGACGUGCCAAGUGCUACACUGAACUUGGCGAAUUCGAAGAAGCUGUCAAAGAUUACGAAAAGCUCUACAAGAUUGACAAGAGCAAAGAAAAUAAGCAAUUACUGCAUGAAGCCAAAAUAGCUCUUAAAAAAUCGAAACGCAAAGACUAUUAUAAAAUACUUGGCAUUGACAAGAGUGCUUCAGAAGAUGAAAUCAAGAAAGCAUAUAGGAAGCGCGCCCUCGUCCAUCACCCAGAUAGGCACGCGGGAGCACCCGACACCGAGCGUCGUGAGCAGGAGCGCCGUUUCAAAGAAGUCGGUGAGGCGUACGGGGUACUUAGCGAUCCCAAGAAGCGCGCGCGCUAUGAUCACGGACAAGAUCUCGACGAUGAUGGCUCCGGCAUGGCAGAUAUUGACCCCAACGUAGUAUUCCAGACCUUCUUCAACCGUGGUGGACAACAUUUUGAUUUCGGCGGCCGAUUCCCAGGGAACACUUUUGAUUUUCAUUUCGGUUAA